Molecule: messenger RNA, 723 nt
Organism: Penicilliopsis zonata CBS 506.65
Lineage: Eukaryota; Fungi; Ascomycota; Eurotiomycetes; Eurotiales; Aspergillaceae
Exons: 2
Coding region: 1-723 (240 amino acids)
Source: RefSeq, a predicted model, not a curated record
AUGGUAUACAACGUGACUGAGAAAGAAACGCAGCCGACUGUUUGGAGUCACAUCAACGGAACCACAGAGGAGAUCAUCGAUCGGUACUUGGUGACGGAGCUGUGCAAGGGCUGGCCGGUCUAUCGAGACGCAUCGGAAUGGAAAAACUACCGUGACUGCUUCGUGGACCAGGGCGGAUACAUCUUCACCACAUGGAGUGGCGGCAUGACCAUUGAGGACUUUAUCCAAACAUCCAUCAGCAGCCGUGCUAAUGGCGACUUUAUCAUGCACCGUGAAAACGGCACGCUCGUCGACCUCAACCCGAAGACUAACCGCGCAGUCGGCAAGAUGAAGGCGACCAUCACCCAGCGCUUCACGCUCGACGGGAUCGAGUUUGAUGUCGAGUGUGACUGCCGGUUCAUCUUUUGGUGCAUCAAGGCGCCGACAGCCGCCUCGCCGGACACUCCGGUAUGGAAGAUCAAUUUCAAGAAGCUGUUCUAUGAAAAGGACAAAAUCGUCCCCGUGGACGGAAAGAACGUCCCCGUCUUCACUAAAGAAGAGCUUGACAAGUACCCGUACGGGUAUCACUAUCUCGGUGCCGCCCAGGCGAAACUGGGCCAUAAGAUUUUGACAGAUCUGCCAACAAUGAACAAUGAGGGGUUCUAUAAGAAUUACGAGGCCAUGGACGUAUGGCUGAAGGGUGGCAAUAUUGAGUCAAUCUUGGGUGUCCCGAAGAAAAAUUAG